Molecule: messenger RNA, 963 nt
Organism: Neohortaea acidophila
Lineage: Eukaryota; Fungi; Ascomycota; Dothideomycetes; Mycosphaerellales; Teratosphaeriaceae
Exons: 1
Coding region: 258-839 (193 amino acids)
Source: RefSeq, a predicted model, not a curated record
GCUUCGCUCUCUACGCCAUGCACUAAGCACCGACAAGAUCUCCAGUCAGCACUGCCCCGUACCAUUUGUAAGGCUAACUAGCAUUCGCCUUAUCGACGCAUUUAUCUAACUAGCCUUGACGCCCCGACGGAAAACUGCUGCCGACAAAUUGACUGAGAAUGAGAGCGCAGCCAUUCUUGUCAAUCGAUGUGCCAUCGCAGCCAUUCUCGCCAACCAAUUUGCCAGCGCACAUGCCCAGAGCAGCCUGAACCGUGUUGAUGCCACCGAAUCGGAGAUACGAAGCACAGAGCAGCGCUUCAACAGACUUCCCAAUCUCCAGCUCCCCGGCUUCAACACUCUUUGGUCUUCCACUGCUGCGGCCUUACGCUGCGAAAUGCUGUCGUCCAUUCCUCAUGAUGCCACCCGCCCUCUUUGCUCUGCUCCAACGGUCCCUGCAAGCCACUCGUUCUCUCCGCCGCUACGCACGGCAACGACAUCGUCCUUCUGUCGAUCGUGUGCUUCUGAUUUUGAUAAGAUGCAAACCAUCGGGGCACGGUCGUGGCUUACGAUUGGCUUUGGUCACACGCCUCUUCAAGGCUGAGACCUGCCACCGACCCUGCAUGAAGUCUUGCCAUUCUCGCACUGACUGUCUGAUUUGCUUCUCCAACGCUGCACCAUCUACCGUCCUCAUGUUGGACCCAGCAGCGAAACGGGUGAUGACGGCGAGAAGGCUGUCUGACGAGGACGGGCCGGGCAUGGCGAAAAACUCUGUACCAUCAGAAGAACGAUUCAUCCAGGCUCCAGCUGCCGAUUCAGCAUCCGCUCGCUCCCCAUGCCACCUUUGCACCCUUCUCUUGUAGGCAACUUCACAGCCGCACAGGUUCCAGCAUUCCAUGUAAAGCUCCUGGCCAACCCACUGCGGCUGUUGCUCAGCUUCUUCGACGCUCCUUGCGAGCGCUCACAUUCGCUGCGUGAAGCUUCCUC